This is a messenger RNA of Callorhinchus milii (elephant shark), 2244 nucleotides long. It is a transcript of the gene zdhhc18a, whose product is annotated as zinc finger DHHC-type palmitoyltransferase 18a. Gene Ontology annotation, molecular function: protein-cysteine S-palmitoyltransferase activity. The transcript is spliced from 9 exons. Gene Ontology annotation, cellular component: Golgi apparatus; endoplasmic reticulum. Gene Ontology annotation, biological process: protein targeting to membrane; peptidyl-L-cysteine S-palmitoylation. The record is from RefSeq and is a predicted model, not a curated record. Lineage: Eukaryota; Metazoa; Chordata; Chondrichthyes; Chimaeriformes; Callorhinchidae. Bases 71 to 1285 code for a protein of 404 amino acids.
GUGCGGUGGGGAGAGCCUGGGGCAGGGAGACCGGGAGCCGCCGGGGGGCUGCGAUGCUCAGUCCGGCGCCAUGAAGGAGUGCGAGUACCGGCAGAUCGCCCUGGGCCCGGCCUCAGCCUCGGGCUCGGGCUCGGCCUCGGGUCCGGGCCCUGCGGGCGGGAAGCGGCCCCUCCGCAGGAAGUGGGAGGCGUUCCCGGGCCGGAACCGCUUCUGCUGUAACGGGCGCCUGAUGAGCGGCCGCCUGAGCGGCGCCUUCUACCUGACUCUGGGCCUCAUCCUCGUCACCAGCGGCCUCUUCUUUGCCUUUGACUGUCCUUACCUGACACGGCACCUGACUCUCGCCAUCCCGAUCAUCGCUGGCUUCCUCUUCCUGUUUGUGGUCAGCGCCUUACUUCAUACCAGCCUCAGUGACCCCGGCAUUCUGCCCCGCGCCACACCCGAGGAGGCAGCUCACCUGGAGAGACAGAUAGAUAACUCCGGGGGAUCCAGUUACCGGCCGCCACGCACCAGAGAGGUGCUGAUCAACGGGCAGCCCGUCAAACUCAAGUAUUGUUUCAGUUGCAAAAUGUUUCGGCCACCACGCACUUCACACUGCAGUUUGUGUGACAACUGUGUGGAGCGAUUUGACCACCACUGCCCCUGGGUUGGAAACUGUGUGGGGAAACGGAAUUACAGAUUCUUUUACAUGUUUCUACUCUCGCUCUCAUUCCUCACCGCUUUCAUCUUUGCAUGUGUGAUAACACACCUCACGCUGAGAUCUCAAAGAAUUGGGUUGUUAAAUGUCCUCCAGGAAUCUCCAGCCAGUGCCCUCGAGCUGUUGAUCUGCUUUUUUUCUGUCUGGUCCAUUCUCGGUCUUUCUGGCUUCCACACAUACCUCGUGGCUUCCAAUCUGACAACCAAUGAAGAUAUUAAAGGCUCUUGGACCACAAAGCGAGGCUGUGAGGAGACUGGUAACCCAUAUAGCUACAACAGCGCUCUCACCAACUGCUGUGCCGUGCUGUGUGGCCCCAUGCCACCCAGUUUAAUUGACAGGCGAGGCUACCUGGAGAUGGACACUGAGCAACAGCCUGGACACAAGUGCAGCCCAGCAUCGCAGGGAACUGGAGCAGAAGCUAGCCUGUGUGACCAGGGCCACUGUGGUGUACAAGGCGCUAAGUGGCUUUUGCAGACCGAUCUGUGUGCACUGAAUCCAAUCAAACCUGAUCCAGAGAAAGCGGACAGCUCCCAGUCUCCGAGCCCUCGCUCUCAAAGGAAAGGUACGGAACCGCUGAAACUGAAAGCAUAGACUCCCAGCCUGUUAGCAUUGCUGGAGUCUUCCCGGCCCUUCCCAGCAGUGCGGUGGGGGUCUGUCACUCACAAGCUGCCUGAUGUGAUGCCGUCCAGUCUUGUGUGCCGGGAGCAGUAGCUGCUGCACAGGCGGAGUUUCUGACUGUUGGACGUGAAGGUGACCAGUGCCGUAGAGGAAAGCUGCAGAGGGAGCAGUGUGGCACCAAGUGAACCAUUCAGACACAGAAUAUUCAUCUGGCAGGUGCAACAGCUUUGUUCUGCCUGAUUCUAAUAAUCUAAUGAAUAUGUAGUUCCUUUCCUGACUCAGGCUGCAAUAAUACAGGCACCAUCACCCUGUUCUGCACCUGGGUGACUGCUUCACCCUGUCAGAGAAGGUGUGUAUCUGCCACAGUGGGUAUCUGCAGGGGGAACUGAAAUGAGAGUGGUCAGAACACGGUACGGGUAAUAAUCAACGCUUCUUACGCACUAACGUUUAACAGGUUUAGAGAUGCUGUCAUUUAUUAUCCGAACAACAUUAUCUUAAACUUCCUGUGUUCCACACAAAGUCUUUUAGCAUCAGUAAAGCAGGAAAUUAGGAAGCUGGUGGCAGGGGCUGGUACUGUGUGCUAUUGCCAGAACCCAGGCGUGUAGAUUUGUUUGUGGCUCUGAAUUGUUCAGAAGCGUUCCAGGACACCUCACCGGUACCUGUCUGACCUGAGCUGGUUUGGCACCUUGCAGCGGAAAGUGUGUUAGAUUUAUUCUGUGAAAGUGACAUUUUAGUAAGCGAGGAAGAGAGUGGCAGUGAAACCUUUACUUUAAUGUCACAGUAUGAUCAUUAUUCACCAAUACUGAUUUGUAUAGUUUGUUGCUUCAGGUGUUAUAUAAAGUGCCUUCUGCAACUGCUUUGUAGAAAUCAAAUGCCUCUGUUCACACAUACUGUCAUGUACCCACAGCAAUAAAUAAAUUAAUUACAGGGAA